AUGGCGGAGCUCGUGCCCCGGACACAAUCCAUUGCCGAUGUGUAUCCUGCUGACACUCCUGGGGACUUCAAGGUCGCUCCAGAUCAACAAGAGAGAUGGGCUGACUUGAUCAAGCGGUUCAAACAGCUUCACGGCCAGCUCCCCGAUUUUGUGGCAAGGAGUCCCGGAAGAGUGAACAUAAUUGGGGAACACAUCGAUUAUUCGCUUUACGAUGUUCUCCCAACCGCCCUGCGCGUGGAUGUCUUGGUUGCCAUAAGGACCGUUGAAACAGAAGGCUCCGAUGGCACCGUGAAACUCGCCAACGUCAAUGGCACAAAGUUCCCUGUCCGCGAGUUCAUUGUGCCUGGUGGCCGUGACAUUGAUAUAGACGCCAGCAAACCUGACUGGGCAAACUACUUCAAAGCGGGAUUGCUGGUAGCACUCAAAUUUCUCCGCGAGAAAUCCGGCAGGAGCAGCUUCGUCCCUUUGAGCAUGCAAGCCUUGGUUGACGGAACUGUGCCGCCAGGCGGCGGUGUCUCUAGCAGUGCGGCAUUCGUCUGUGCCAGUGCUUUGGCCGUGGUUAAGGCCCACGGCCAUGAUAUCUCAAAACAGGAUCUAUUGGAUAUAUCGUUGGUUUCCGAACGGUCCGUUGGAGUAUACUCGGGAGGGAUGGAUCAAGCAGCAUCCAUCUUUUCGCGUCGUGGCUACCUACUAUACGUCCACUUUUUCCCAAAGUUUCGCACUGAAUAUGUUCCCAUCCCGAAGACGGAACCGGAAAUAACAUUCUUGGUGGCCCAAAGUUUUGUUACCUCCCACAAGGCGGAAACCGCUCCGAAGCACUAUAAUCUGAGAGUGGCUGAAUGCACCCUGGCCGCACUGGUUCUAGCGAAACUUCACAGCAUUGAAUUGCCCAAGGAUGCCAGUUCAUUGGGUUACAGCUUUCGAACCUAUCACCAUGAGCUGAUGCGAAAAGAAGGUCGUUUGCAGGAUCCUCUUGAAUAUCAAUUGGACUCGAUUAUUUUGGGGGUACUAGAGCUUCUCACACAAGAGCAAGGAUAUACGCGGGAGGAAAUUGCUCAGAUUCUCGGACUGACUGUCCCGGAUCUCGAAUCCAAGUUUCUAUCCGCUUUCCCAGUCCAAGCAGAGCGGUUCCUGUUGCGCCAACGCGCACUCCAUUGUUUUAAAGAAGCACGAAGAGUCUUGGACUUCAAAGCAUGCCUUUCCAGAGCCGAUCAUCUCGAUGAACACGGUGUCAAUUACUUGGGACAGCUAAUGAAUGAAUCACAGGAAUCUUGUCGUACACUCUAUGACUGCUCGUGCCCUGAAGUCAAUGAAAUGUGCGAAAUUGCCCUUCGCGCCGGAUCCUUUGGGAGCCGUUUAACUGGCGCUGGCUGGGGCGGAUGUACUGUCCAUAUGAUCCCACAAUUGAAGGUUGACGCUGUUACGUCGGCUUUGAAGAGAGAAUACUAUGACAAACGAUUCCCCGGCCUAAGCGAAGAAAAGUUGAAGGAGGCCAUGGUGAUCAGUAAACCUUCAAGUGGUUCGUUUGUAAUUUCCGGCAGUGCGAUUACCGAUGUCAUGCAAGGGGACCACAGCUGA
Uncinocarpus reesii 1704 is the source of this 1578-nucleotide messenger RNA. RefSeq names its product galactokinase. NCBI's taxonomy places the organism in Eukaryota, Fungi, Ascomycota, Eurotiomycetes, Onygenales, Onygenaceae. Gene Ontology annotation, biological process: carbohydrate phosphorylation; galactose metabolic process. Gene Ontology annotation, cellular component: cytoplasm; cytosol. Gene Ontology annotation, molecular function: ATP binding; galactokinase activity. The record is from RefSeq and is a predicted model, not a curated record. Bases 1 to 1578 code for a protein of 525 amino acids. The transcript has 3 exons.